CACUUUGACAAAAGACGUUUCUUCAUUUUCGAAAGAAGCCGUUGUUGUAUCCUUGUAAACGCGCGAGGUGUCCAGUGAUAUAGAGAUUCUCCUGCGGAUUAAAUGUUCCUCGAGUCGCAAAGGUCUGAGAGCUAAUGUUUCGUGAGAUCUACCGAAGCCGACGAAGAAGGUCCAAGGAGAAAGACGAAGGAGAAGUCUCAGAAGGAUUAUUUCCCUAUGAGUCUCUCAAGAUGAUAGACUCUGGUCGACUGAACAGCAGCCUCGCGACGGCGCUACGAGACAGGUCGACGUGCAUCCCGGUGCAACCGAAUCGCUCGCUGCCUUUAAGACCGGUACCACCGAUGCCAAUACCCACGAGGAACGCGAUGGUCAAGCUUCCCAAGGAUUCUCCUAUUCUGAUGCUGGCGCACAUGAUUCCGCCAAAGUCCAACGAUCGUGUCAACGGAUCGGAGGGCGAACCAAAUGUGAUUUGCUCGUCGAGAGAUCAGAGUGCCGAGAAGCAACAUUUAUUUGAAUUUCAAAACGAGAGCGACAGCGACGUCAUUAUAACAGACAACUUUUCGGACGGAUUGGACGGUCAGGUGAAGAGGAAGAUUGGCAACCUUGAAGGUGAACUCUUCAAAAUCAAUAGGAAGAAAGAGAAGGAAUCUCUGGAGCAUCGGAACAUAGGUGAAAAUGUAAUCAAGGGGAAUAGAAGUGAUAAUCGGAAUUCGAACGAUGCCAAUGAUUCCUUGAUUGUGAACUAUUCGAAUAAUGAAAAGAUACCUCCGUUGAAACUUAGGAAGGUCUUGCAGGGAAAUACCGAGAAGGCGGAUCGUUUGGCGAAGGAAAAAAAAGCAGAGGAAAUGACAAACUAUAGAAUAGUGUCAGGUAGGACACCUGCUCCGACAUCGCCGUUCACGGAUAUUACAUUCCCCGGAUUGGAGAUUGAUUUUUCAUCCGCGACGCUUCACAUUCUUGAAGGAAACGUCAGUCAAGUUGACCUCACGGUGGUUUCGCAGAGUAGCACCAACGUAGAAGAUAAAUCCGGCGACUGUGGAAAAUUGAACUUGGCCUUCCGUGCCGAUGAAAGCUCAUUGUCGCGAGUCCAAACAAAUGCGACAGUUGAGAAUUCAAUUGAAGAUGAAAUAUUGAGCGCGAUUACCCAAGAAAGAAAUAAUAACAGAGAAUUGAUUUCAAUGCAAAAACAGCAGAAACAUUACGACGUAGCGCAAGUCAUCCCGAAGUGUCCGGCUUCCGUACCAAUCUCUGUAGCUAAGAGGCACAAGAUCUCUGCAAAAGCGACGGUAAUGCGAAAACCCUUGGACUCGAAAAUGCCAAUAACAAAGAGUCACGAGGAGAACGCAUGCAACUUACCUUCCAUGCCGCUACUCGAAUUCGAUUUCGAAGAACAUAAAGAAAAAGUAAAAGUUCAAUCAGCGACUCGUAAGACAAACGAUCGAGAAAUCGUAUCCGAUGAUUUUAGUGUAAAGGACAAUAUUAGAGCUUCGAGGAACGAAUCUCUUCUUCCCGAAGGAGACUCGAAAGAGAGCAACGACGCUGGUCCUUCAGUUUACGUGGAAGAUCUGCUCUUGGAUAGCAUCUCCCUGGAGAGCAGGUCAACCUUAUCGGUAUCCCCGAGGACGCAGGAGGGCGUGAACGAGUUAGAGAGAUUGAAUGAGCAGGGAAAGCAGGAGCCUGGAGAUGAAAAUUCUGAAAGAGUAAUCAAAGAUAAGUGCAGACGAUUCGAGGAGAAUAAAAUGCAGGAAUUGCUCCAGCAACAGUUGGAAGCUGCUGCUAGAUAUCAGAAACGUACCGGUCCAAAAAGAACGUACGUACGAGAAGAAGCUACUGAGCAUCGCGAGACAAUGUCUUCGGAUGAAAGUUGUUGCAUGGAACAGGACGAGGAACAGGAGCACGAGCAGCUUUACGAUUUUAAAAAUUCGUCAACUAACUCAGCGUCAAUCGUACGGAGAAGCGUCGAGGAGCAAUUGCAGUAUCGUCGAACUAAACUUCGAAUCAUGUUGCAGGAACUGAAGAUGCAAACGGGGCUAUUGAAAAAGCAAAUGGAAUCAGUACCACCUGACGGUUUCCAGCGGGGCAGAGUUCAACAGAUGAUCAACUGUACUGAAAAACAAGCCGAGAACUUGACCAAGCAACUGAACAAGCUCUCCGGUGAGAUGGACACAAAGAACAAGGAGGAAAAUAAGGUUCAGUGCAUUCCGCAGAAAGAUCCGCCCUCUCCCGAGCCACCAAAACUCUCCCCCACCUUACCCUUCAAUUAUUCUCGCGGAUCUUCCUCCCACUUGCGGAACAGUCCGCCGGUCCUGCCAAGAGCUGGACCGUCUUUGGUGUCUGAAAUCUACGAUUCAGCGAGCAAAUCUACUACUAGACAAUCGCCCAGCACUUCAGCGUGUCCCUCGUUAGAUGCGAAAAGAAUUUCAGAACCCUUGAGAAGAGACACAGUGGUCCCUUCUUGUUUAGCUAACACGAGAAAGGACGGUCCGUUGUCGGACACGGAACGAUUACGCGCUUUGAACACUCUGAUGACGCUCGUAGAGAGCAUCCCGAACUACGCGAAGAAUCCACAGCAGGCUGCGAGCGAGAGCCACUUUUCCAGCCAAAGGUCAGUGGCGGUCGGCGAGACUCGGGCAUUGACGGGAAAGAGUAUAGGAAACAUGCAUGGAGAACAAAGCGCAGCCUUGCGCUACCCGGGCAACGUAACGAGUUUGCAGACAUCGUGUAACCUACCCGGCAGCUGCAUCCAGAUUGAAAAUCCUGGAGGCGCAAACGUUUACCGCAAAGCAAACGGACUCGUCGAAGCGAAUUCUGCUCAGGCAAACUCUGUUCCGUCCGGCUCGUUUGCUAGGACGAGCGCGACCUUCGACAACACCGCACAGCCCAUCGAAUACGGAAGACCCGCCGACGCAGGAAAUAUGCAGAUUAAUAACAAUGUUACUACAAUCCUUCCUGCGAAAUCCAACUUCAAUGGAAACGGAACGUUUUAUCAGAACUUUGGCCCUCAGGAUUGUUCCGUCUUAGCGAGAACAGCUUUGCCUCAACAGAUUCCCUCGAAAAUUACUCAAGCUUCCGCAGCUGUAGGGCCCACGAUUCGAUCAGCAUCUCAUCGUAGCAGAGCGUCAGUUCCCGGUAAGCCUACUGGUCAGUCCUAUCGAGCUCAGCAAUUGAACACGAAGAUGGACACCGGUAAACUUCGAUCGACGAAGAGGUCAAAAAGCGAUACUUCUCAAAAAGACUCCAGUCAGCGUACUAACCGUCAAAUAAUGAGCGAAAAUUUUCCAACUCUUGGAAACUGGAUAGCUCAAAUGUCGCAACAACAAAUUCCGACGAAAUCAGCAGUCAAAACGCCGUCCAGCAUCCCCACGAAGUUAUCGUCGGAUGUCAUCGCACCCGCCAUCACAACCUUGGAGGACCCCUCAAAUUUUCGGGUUCCUGGAUCGGAUAUGUAUAAGAUGACUGCUACUGCCGUGGACAUGCCCAUGAGCAUCAAAUUGAACAACAUCAAUGGACAUUGGAAAAACAAUAGGUGGGAAGAAAAUUCGAUUGCACUUCAACAAGAAUUUCGCCCAACUGGAGCGGCGCAGCUUUAUCAAAAUAACUUUAUCGGCUACCCUUACGGAACUACGUUCGGCUAUCAUCCACUCUAUGGUUACCGAACAUUUACGUAUCCUCAUCUACACCCAGGAUCUAUGAAUCCACAUCAGGUUAUGGUCGACUCGCUGAAUAGUCGUUUAGGACAAAAUACAGAGGGACUCGCAAACCUUCAAGGAACCGAACAAUUCACGACAGAGAUGAUGAAGCACCAAAUCCUAGCGGCAGCUUUUCCGAAUCAGAACAUCAAUUCAGAAUACGUGCAGCCAACUACUAUUGGUCAAAGUAUUGGACCAAACCGAACUGUCCUACAUGCCAGCACCCAGAACGAGCAGUUUCGAAUUCCCAACGCUCCAGCAAUGCAACAACCUAAUGAAAAUUCUUAUUGGUUGGCAGGCCAGAGUAGCCUGUCUCGAUUUUCCAACAAUGAAAUAAACCAGCUUAACAAUUGCAUGGCAGCCUCGCAGAUGAAACGAAACUACGAGGCGGUUUUACUAGAAAACCGAAAUAGUCAGCUUCACCAAACAGGCAAUACUUCUGAUCCGAAUUUUUCAUCGACAAAGGAACAAUCGGUUGCGAUAGACACUUCGAUGUUCUCGAAAUCUCUUCUUAUGAACCUGACGAAGGAAGUAAUGGGCAUGGAGAGAAAUUGCGGGACACCGCAUCUUGCCAAAGUAACGCACAAUCCGAGCAUCCUGAGUACAUUGAAAUGCGCAAACUGUGGCUCGACAGGAUCUAUGUUCAAGUGUUUGGGAUGCGAGUUGACAUUCUAUUGUAACGAGAGCUGUCAAGAACAACAUUGGCUUUUGCACGGUCAAAAGUGUCCGAAGAAAAUGCCGAAACUAAAAAAGUUGACCUGAAUACCUUUGUGAGUGAAAGUUAAUCUGUAAGUUUAAAACUUAUUGUACCGGUGAUGAAUGUGAUACAUGUAAGUGUGUAUAUCGAGUAUAUGUAAAAUUGUAGCGAUGUUCACCUUAUGUGCAGAACAUACUGCGAUACUUCCUAUCAUAUAAAUAAGUGUUGCAGUGUGUGGUACAAAAAUGAUACUUUGCUGUUUGUUCUAACUAAUGGUAAGAGAUAAUUACAUAAGCAUUAAAAUAUAUUAUCGAUGCCUCGAAGUGAGACCGAUACUUUCGAUCAAUGUGACAAUAGGUAUUUCUUAACCUUUCGAGUGGACAUCUUUCUAGCGAGCUAUAAAGAGCCAAUGCAACUUUGGGUUCAAAAUAACCCUGAGUGGACUCGAAGUGUUAAGUAAUACGGGAUCGUAUGCUAUAAAAUUUAGAUGAAACAGGGUCUUCUGUGUGAUUAAUGUUAAGUGUUAUUUCCAGAUACUUAAUAGUCUGACGUUCGUCAGCACCAUAUUUAUAAUUGCGUUAAACAAUCAUACAUCCUUUGAUCUUACUUGUUUAGGUUUUGGAUCUAUCGACUGAUUACCAACUAUUCAAACUAUUGUGAUGCUUUGCUCAAUUUUUCAUUCCAAAGGUGAAAAUUAACAAAAAAAAAAAAAAAGUAUUUAUCAGAAAAGCUGAGAUAUUAUUGACACGGUUGGAGAAAACAAGUUUUUCCUCCGAAACUGCAACUGUGUAACGAAAUCUUUAUCUUAAACGUGACCCCUCUGUUUAGUUAGGAUUUUUUUAUUCUCUAUUUUUAUAUUUCUUAUUUUAAGUAUCACUGUUAAUUAAUUUUUCGGAGGUAUUUGCUGCACAGUGUACUAUCGCUCGGUAUUAAAAAAAUGAUAUCGCACAAAUUAUAGUUUUAUAUAAAACUGAAGUUGGAAGACCGACAUUUUUUUUCGGCCUUUAUGAGUUAUUUUUGUCCAGUCUAUUUCCGUUUGACGCAUAUUGUCCCUACAAAUGUUUUGCCUACUGCUCACCUAUUUUCUUCUAGGCGUAUAGAGUGUCAAUUUCGAUGUCUCUCUGUUAUACUGAAAGUUUGCGGGACCAGUGAAAUAAGUACGUAGUAUAAGAAAUCACAAUUAUAUCAUUUUACUGUCAGGUUAGAUUAGACCAUACUCUGUAUUUUUCCAAAUAGCCGUAUACAAAACUUAAUGUCAGUGUAAAAAAAAUAAAUGCUACAUAGCAGCCCUGGUACCUACAUGUGUGUGCAUGUGCGUGUGUACCACACUUGCGCGCAUGAUGUACAUGCACUUUCGUAUUGUAUACCUCUACUCUGACGAAUAAACGUACAAAAUUUUCAUGUAAAGUGUGAGGUUGAAGUACAAAAACAAUGAUUUUCCAUAUAAAAAUAUACUAUCUAUGUAUAUUUGUUCAUCGGAAUGAAAUUUGCGCGAUAAAAAUUGAUCCCGCGAUUCACAAGAGGCUUGUGUUUAUGGCUUCAAGAAUCUAUCUAUGACUUUUAUGUUAGUGAUGGAAUAAUAUAAGGUAUAAGGCAAUGCGAGUGAUAUUAAUGUUAAUUAUAAUCAUCAAUGUGAUGUGUAUUAAACUGUAUUAAAUUAUUGUAGUGUA
Molecule: messenger RNA, 6056 nt
Organism: Cephus cinctus (wheat stem sawfly)
Lineage: Eukaryota; Metazoa; Arthropoda; Insecta; Hymenoptera; Cephidae
Exons: 6
Coding region: 135-4451 (1438 amino acids)
Source: RefSeq, a predicted model, not a curated record